Messenger RNA from Neoarius graeffei (lesser salmon catfish), 1200 nucleotides. RefSeq names its product general transcription factor II-I repeat domain-containing protein 2-like. Bases 1 to 1200 code for a protein of 399 amino acids. NCBI's taxonomy places the organism in Eukaryota, Metazoa, Chordata, Actinopteri, Siluriformes, Ariidae. The record is from RefSeq and is a predicted model, not a curated record. The transcript has a single exon.
AUGGAAGCUUCCUUCAGAGCAGCACACUACCUGGCUAAGCACAAAAAGGCAUUUUCGGAUGGAGAGGUGGUCAAAGGGGUGAUGUCAGUGGUUGCAGAUACUUUGUUUAAAGAUCACAAGAAUGGGAAGGAGAUCCUCGUUGCCAUCGUGGAUAUUCAGCUAAGUGCCAACACCACCGCCAGGAGAGUAUCAGCAAUGUCCACUAACUUGGUGGAACAGCUGAACGGUGACAUGAGUACAUACAGGUACUUUAGCAUCCAAUGUGACAAGUCGGUGGAUAAAACCAGCACAGCGCAGCUGAUGGUCUUCAUCAGAAUGGUGUUCAGUGAUUUCACUGUGAAGGAGGAGAUGCUUACUUUGCUGCCCCUGAAAACCACAACAAGGGCUGUUGACAUCUAUGAGGCCAUAAAGCGCUAUUUUACAGAGAAAAACAUCCCACUUCAAAAAUUGGUAUCGGUAACUACCGAUGGAGUCCCCGCGGUGACCGGCUGUCAUUCUGAUCUUAUUGCGUGCUGCAGAAGUGAUCCAGAUUUUCCCCGUUUCCUCAGUUACCACUGUAUCAUCCAUCAACAGGCAAUUUGUGCCAAAGUGAUGGGUUUUGAUCCCGUCAUGACUCCGGUCAUGAAGAUUGUCAACAGUAUCUAUGCGAAUGCCACACAACACCGGGCAUUCAAACUUCUUCUGGAGGAGCUGUCAGCUGAGUACUGUGACCUCUUGCUGCACACAGAGAUAGGAUGGCUCAGCAGGGGUAGAGUUCUGCAGUGCUUUUUGUCACUUCUGGACAAAAUCAAAGAGUUCAUGGAAUCCAGAGGGCAGGACACUACUUUGCUCCAGGACACUGAGUGGGUGCUUGACCUUGCCUUUCUGACAGACAUCACAGGGAAACUGAAUCACUUGAACUGUGAAUUGCAAGGCAAAGGUAAGAAUGUACCGGACAUGAUCAGUGCUGUGAACGCAUUCAGAGCAAAGAUGAACAUUUUCUCUGUGCACUUGCAGAGUAAGAAAUUCCUGCACUUUCCAUCUGUGCAGUCAGUUUUGAAUGGAAAUGCCCCUGCAUCUGUAGCCUUAGACGGGGCUGUAGGAAAGUACACUCAGCUAAUAUCUAGGCUUGGGCAAGAGUUUGAAGAAAGAUUUCAUGACUUUGGUAAACUGCAGCCUUGUGUUGCAUUCAUUGCUAAUAGUACCUUUCAUGCAAUGUGA